AUGAAGGAGGAGCUGGUUGGCGAAUUCGUGUUCAGGUGGAUCCCACGAGGGACGAACAAGGAAGCGGACGCGGUGAACAGAUGCUCAUUGGAUAUGUUUGCGAGCAGCAGCAACAGAAAAUGCGAAAGAUUCGUGUCAAGGGUCGCUGAACCAGGCAGUGUCGCAGCAAACGCACUGGACGGAGCCAACGAGGACCUGUGGGCGGAGGAUCAAAUUUGGGAAAUUGAGGAAGAUGAAGGGGAGGGCGAUACUGGGAUGCCCGGAUUGGCGGUCCCAGCCCUAUUUCCCGUUGCUAAGGAAGGAGGGGAGAUGGGCGAAGUGGAUCAGGAAAGGCGUUAG
Caenorhabditis bovis is the source of this 339-nucleotide messenger RNA. The record is from the annotation of a GenBank genome assembly. Lineage: Eukaryota; Metazoa; Nematoda; Chromadorea; Rhabditida; Rhabditidae.